GGAAGUGGUUCUGGCGCUACCUGCUCUUCUUCCUAAACCAGCUGCGAGUCUAUUCCAUGUAUGUUUUUUUUUCCCGCUAGACAAUGAAUGACUGGGCCCCCAUAGCAAAGGAGUAUGACCCCCUCAAAGCCGGGAGCAUUGAUGGCACGGAUGAGGAACCCCACGACCGCGCCAUAUGGAGGGCCAUGCUGGCACGGUAUGUGCCCAACAAGGGAGUUACAGGAGAUCCUCACCUCACCCUCUUUGUAGCAAGGCUCAAUCUGCAGACAACAGAAGAUAAGUUAAAGGAGGUCUUUUCCCGGUACGGAGACAUCAGAAAGAUCCGUCUGGUUCGAGACCUGGUCACGGGAUUUUCCAAGGGUUACGCAUUUAUUGAGUACAAAGAGGAGCGUGCUCUCCUGAAGGCCCACAGAGAUGCCAACAGGCUGGUUAUUGAUCAACAUGAGAUCUUUGUAGACUUUGAACUGGAAAGAACUCUCAAAGGAUGGAUUCCUCGGAGGCUUGGAGGUGGUUUUGGAGGCAAAAAAGAAUCUGGGCAGCUACGGUUUGGAGGACGGGACAGACCUUUCCGAAAGCCCAUCAAUUUGCCAAACAUGAAAAAUGAUUUCUAUGGAGAAGGAUCCACAGAGAAACGAAACUGGUCUCGUGAAGGAACAAGGGACUGGCGAGCAAGGGACAGAGAGCAUGAAAGGAGCAGAGACAAGCGAUGGCCAGAAAGGGAGCGGUCGUGGGCUUGGGGUGAAAGUGAGAGAGAGAGGGACUCCAAGGAGGAGAGGAGCAGAGGGAGGGAGAGGAAGGACAGAGAGAGGAAGGACAGGGAUAGAGACCGGAGCAGGGAAAGAGAUAGUAAGAAACAAAGAGACGAUGGUAAGCAUCGGUAGGGGACAGUGCCUUGUCACUGG
Tauraco erythrolophus (red-crested turaco) is the source of this 902-nucleotide messenger RNA. The record is from RefSeq and is a predicted model, not a curated record. Lineage: Eukaryota; Metazoa; Chordata; Aves; Musophagiformes; Musophagidae.